Molecule: messenger RNA, 863 nt
Organism: Phyllostomus hastatus (greater spear-nosed bat)
Lineage: Eukaryota; Metazoa; Chordata; Mammalia; Chiroptera; Phyllostomidae
Gene: CHMP1A
Product: charged multivesicular body protein 1A
Exons: 7
Coding region: 124-714 (196 amino acids)
Biological process (GO): protein transport; late endosome to vacuole transport; endosome transport via multivesicular body sorting pathway
Cellular component (GO): ESCRT III complex; multivesicular body
Source: RefSeq, a predicted model, not a curated record
GCCGGAAGUGGGGAGCGACCCGGAAGUUCCCACCCGGCAGAGCUGGUCGGCUGGGCUAUUCGACGCCCCCCGGGCAGAUCCAGUCCCACCGCCUCUGCGAGGGCUCCCGCUGCCGGACUGGCCAUGGACGACACGCUGUUCCAGUUGAAGUUCACAGCGAAGCAGCUGGAGAAGCUGGCCAAGAAGGCAGAGAAGGACUCGAAGGCCGAGCAGGCCAAGGUGAAGAAGGCCCUGCAGCAGAAGAACGUGGAGUGUGCCCGCGUGUACGCGGAGAACGCCAUCCGCAAGAAGAACGAGGGUGUGAACUGGCUGCGCAUGGCGUCUCGCGUGGACGCCGUGGCCUCCAAGGUGCAGACGGCUGUGACCAUGAAGGGGGUGACCAAGAACAUGGCGCAGGUGACCAAAGCCCUGGACCGAGCCCUCAGCAGCAUGGACUUGCAGAAGGUGUCCGCGGUGAUGGACAGGUUCGAGCAGCAGGUGCAGAACCUGGACGUGCACACCUCGGUGAUGGAGGACUCCAUGAGCUCGGCCACCACGCUGACCACGCCGCAGGAGCAGGUGGACAGCCUCAUCGUGCAGAUCGCAGAGGAGAAUGGCCUGGAGGUCCUGGACCAACUCAGUCAGCUGCCCGAGGGCGCCUCGGCCGUGGGCGAGAGCUCCGUGCGCAGCCAGGAGGACCAGCUGUCACGCAGGUUGGCCGCCCUGAGGAACUAGGAGCCCGCAGGGCGCUGCCUGGGCAGUGUCCCCACGUCCUGCCUCCGCCUCGGGGCUGCCCCUGCGGCGGCGCCGGUCCUCCCCGCUCUCAGCGUCUCUCGCCUGCCCAGCCUCGGACCUCUUGUCCUCUGAGGCUGGUGGUGGGUGAG